Molecule: messenger RNA, 634 nt
Organism: Eimeria acervulina
Lineage: Eukaryota; Apicomplexa; Conoidasida; Eucoccidiorida; Eimeriidae
Exons: 1
Source: RefSeq, a predicted model, not a curated record
GCUGCAAGCUGGGGAGGCAGCACACGAAGGAGACAGCAGCAACCCAGGAGACAGCAGCAGCAAAGUAGAGGAGAGCAGCAGGGAUGACUAUAGCAGCAGCAGAAGAGACAGCAUCGGCAGAAGAGACAGCAGCAAUCCAGGAGACAGCAGCAGCAAACCAGACAGCAACAGCAAACCAGACAGCAGCGAUGAGGGAGACAGCAGCAGCAAAGUGGACGGCAGCAGCAGCAAAGGAGAUAGCAGCAGCAUAAAAAAUAGCAGCAGCAAACGCAGCAGCAGCAACAAAGGAGACAGCAGCAGCAACGCAAACAGCAGCAGCAAAGGAGACAGCAGCAGCAACACUUUAGACAGCAUUGCCGGAGACAGCAGCAGCAAAGGAGAGAGCAGCAGCAAAGGGGACAGCAGCAACACAGAAGACAGCAGCAGCAAAGUGGACAGCAGCAGCAAAGGAGACAGCAGCAGCGAGGGAGACAGCAGCAGCAAAGGAGACAACAGCAGCAAAGGAGACAGCAGCAGCAAAGGAGACAGCAGCAGCAAAGGAAACAGCAGCAACAGCAAAGGAAACAGCAGCAGCAGCAAAGGAGACAGCAGCAAACAGCAGCAGCGGGGAGUCUUGAAGAAGACAAAUAAAUAA